AUGACGGGCUCCGAACCAUUCCCUCUCCUCAACACCGCCAACGACCAGCACUCGUCUUCACGAGACACCAAUGGAAGCGCUGUACGCCGGAGGAAGUCUAGCCAGCUCGGCGAGCUGCGCGGCGACACUGGCGCUCCCUCCUUGGGCACCUCCUUUGCUCACAUGCACGCCGUCAGUGGCCAGCAGGCCAGGAAAUCCGACUCCAGAGACGGCAUCGCCGGCUCCUCGAAACGCCAGUCCAAGCGGCGCAAGGCACGCAGCUUGGCGCAGAGGGCCACCAACUAUGCCAUCAAGCACACCUGUGUCCUGCCCGCCGUCCUGAUCGCCAUCUUCCUGAGCCUGUACGCCAUCAACCCCUCAGAGUCAAACCCGAUCCACCGCUUCAUCUUCCUCAGCUACAAGUUGCCCCUUGCCGCCGACGCCGACGAGGGCACCCCUGCCCAGUAUGGGAAGGGCCUCUGGGACAUCGCCUUUGUCUCCUUCUACAUCAUCGUCCUGUCCUUCACCCGCGAGUUCAUCAUGCAGGAGAUGCUCCGGCCCCUGGCCCGCUAUGGCGGCAUCAACAACAAGGGCAAGCAGGCCCGCUUCAUGGAGCAGAUGUACACCGCCGUCUACUUCGCCUUCACCGGCCCCUGGGGCAUGUAUGUCAUGAGCCGCACCCCGGUCUGGUACUUCAACACCGCCGGCAUGUACGCCAACUUCCCUCACAAGACCCACGAGGCCAUCUUUAAGUUCUACUACCUGUUCCAGGCCGCAUACUGGGCCCAGCAGGCCAUCGUCCUCGUCCUGGGCAUGGAGAAGCCGCGCAAGGACUACAAGGAGCUUGUCGGCCACCACAUCGUCAGCCUGGCCCUCAUUGGCCUCAGCUACCGCUUCCACUUCACCUACAUGGGACUGGCCGUCUACAUCACCCAUGAUAUCAGCGACUUUUUCCUCGCCACCUCAAAGUCCCUCAACUACAUCGACCACCCCCUUGUGGCGCCCUACUUCGGGCUCUUCAUGUGCAUGUGGAUCUACCUGCGUCACUACCUUAACCUACGCAUCCUCUGGUCCAUCUUCACCGAGUUCCAGACCAUCGGCCCAUUCGAGCUCGACUGGGCUGAGGAGCAGUACAAGUGCUGGAUCAGCCAGUACAUCAGCUUCAGCCUGCUGGCAGCCCUCCAGGCCCUCAAUCUCUUCUGGCUGUUCUUCAUCAUUCGCAUCGCCUACCGCGUUGUCUUCCUUGAUAUCGUCGCCGACGACCGCAGCGAAGACGAGGAGGACGAGCCCAACACCCUGGACGAGAACGAGAAGGCUCCUCUUCUCGCCAACGGCAACGGCCACGCUCUCAAUGGCAUAGCCGAGGUUGCCGUCGAGGCUAACGGCACCCCCAAGAAGAGGUGA
Molecule: messenger RNA, 1383 nt
Organism: Diaporthe batatas
Lineage: Eukaryota; Fungi; Ascomycota; Sordariomycetes; Diaporthales; Diaporthaceae
Exons: 3
Coding region: 1-1383 (460 amino acids)
Biological process (GO): ceramide biosynthetic process
Cellular component (GO): membrane
Molecular function (GO): sphingosine N-acyltransferase activity
Source: RefSeq, a predicted model, not a curated record